Messenger RNA from Myotis myotis, 8467 nucleotides. RefSeq names its product transmembrane p24 trafficking protein family member 8 (gene TMED8). The transcript is spliced from 6 exons. Lineage: Eukaryota; Metazoa; Chordata; Mammalia; Chiroptera; Vespertilionidae. The record is from RefSeq and is a predicted model, not a curated record. Bases 214 to 1194 code for a protein of 326 amino acids.
AAACCUGCCAUCAAAAGCACGCCGUAAUCCUCCCCACGUCCGCGUUGCCGGCCCCCUCUGGCCAGAGCUCCCGCGACCGCUCGGGGCGGGCGCGCUGCCCCUUCCGGCCUCGGGCUCCGCUCGGCUCUUCCCGGCGCGUCGCGGCCGCGGGCGCUCUGCCUUCGGCUCUUUCCGGAGCCACUCGGGCGGCGGAGGCACUGGCGGCGGCUGCAGAUGUCGGACUCCCGAGCGGCUGAGGGGCCGGGCUUCUGGGGCGCCGCAGCGGGUCGAGAGCCGGCGGGCGGCAUCGGGGACGUCCCGGGAGUGGAGGGGAGCCAGGCGGCCGCCUCAGAGAAUGAAGAUCUAGAAAACACCAAGGACAUCUCUCCAGUGGCUUCUGCCUCUGAUCCAGAGCCCCAUUCCUCACUGUACAGGCCGCAGAUGGUACCUCCAGUGAGUGAGGAUGCCGCGGAAGAUCUUCGGAAAGCAGCCAGUGCCUUGGAGGCUCAGGCCUUGGUGGAACAGAAAUUGCGGCCUACAGACCAGGGCCAGGUCCUCAACAAGAUGGCCAAAUAUCAAGCUCCACAGAGGUCUGGGGACAUUGUUAUGAUCCAGUCUGAGCACACGGGAGCUAUAGAUAUUCUUUCGGCUGACUUGGAAUCUGCAGAUCUUCUGGGGGACCACAGGAAAGUCUCCCCACCGCUGAUGGCUCCUCCCUGCAUCUGGACCUUUGCCAAGAUGAAGGAAUUCAAAAGCAAGCUGGGCAAGGAGAAGAACAGCUGCCUGGUGGUGAAGCGGGGUGAGGUGGUGACCAUCCGGGUUCCUACCCAUCCAGAGGGGAAGCGUGUCUGCUGGGAGUUUGCCACCGAUGACUAUGACAUUGGCUUUGGAGUUUAUUUUGACUGGACCCCUGUAACCAGCACUGACAUAACUGUGCAGGUCAGUGAUUCGAGUGAGGAUGAGGAUGAAGACGAGGAAGAGGAGGAGGGGCUUGAAGACCCUGUCCCAGCCGGAGAUGUGGAGAGAGGCUCCAGAAGCUCCCUGCGGGGUCGCUACGGGGAAGUCAUGCCUGUGUACCGGCGGGACAGCCACCAAGACGUGCAGGCUGGCAGCCACGACUACCCCGGGGAGGGCAUCUACCUGCUCAAGUUUGACAACUCCUACUCCCUGCUUCGCAACAAGACUCUCUACUUCCACGUCUACUACACUAGCUGAAGGCCCGGGGGACCGGGCAGGCGGUGUUUGCUGGCUGAGCAGGCUGCCAGCUGGUGCCUCUUCUUUCCGACAGGCAAGAGCUCGAAGUGGAGCAUGAGGCUUCUGACCCUCAUGCCCCGCCUGGCAUGCCUGACCGUUGACCCCACGUAGCUUUGCCCACUCCUCAGCUUCUGCAGGUGGUGGUGUAGUGCCCCUGUUCUGUGGUCCAUGACUCACACUCUUCUUGCUUCAGACUCCAGCAGAAUCCCUCUAUGAAGGCGCCCAUCAGGCAAAAGCCUAAAAGCAAGUUGGGUGUUGCCUUCUAAAAAUAGGUAUUUGGUACAGGAUUGCUGCUUUCUCCUCUCCCAGAGCCUUUAUUGCAGAUGUGUUUGGUGGUACCCACUCGCUUUUUGCAAGUGCUGAGAGAGGGAAAGCACACUGUCCAUGAAGGAGCCCAGUUCCCUGGCUGGAGAAGGCUCUGUCCAGCCGCUCACCACUGCCAUAUUCCUGCCUGCCAGUUCUUCAUGGUCGCUAGCACAGGCUGGGAGCCCUCACGGCCUAUGAGGGGCGUUAUUAGUCCUGAGGGCUCGCCUCUGCCUCUUUGCCUCCUCUUUUUCCUUUCCUAUGCCUGUGUGUUCACCAUCACAGCAAGGACUUCUGUGCAAUCCAAAGGGAUGGUCACUGUAACUUUUCUGGGAAGAAAAGCUGCCCCCAUUACUUCCUGUUUCAGGAGGCAGUGACCCAUACCAAGGGCACCCGUGGUUGAAGGGCAAAGGGUGCCAAUUAGGUACUGGAUUGAUGCCAGAGCCCACAUCUUUGAAAGGCAAGUGUUACUAAUGUUUGUUUGUUUUUUGUAUAAUCAAAGACGGGGUAUUAGAAAGAACAUUAAAAAAAAAAAAACCACCAUCUAGAUUCUCACCACUUUUUCCUUUCUUUGGAGUAAGAAUGUUAUUUAGAAACCAAUCAGACUUCCAAAGUUUCUGUGUUUAGGUGUCUUGCAUCGAGGGCUUAAAGCUUUUGAUGUUCAGAGUCUCUUAGGAAGGGUGGUAAUGAGCUUCACUGUUGCUGCUGAUCGGAUGUGUUCUUCACCAGGCCAGACCUUGCGUUUCCCUGGUGGCGGCCUCUCCCACUCUGACCCUGAGGCCCAGGAGUGCCGCAGGCUGCUGCAGCUAGCGGUCACCACAGCGGGAGGGUGGCAGGGCCUCUGGCAGAGAAGGGACCACUGUGGUUGUCAGUACCUCCUUGUUCGUAUUCCUGUGUCACGUCUGUUACUGCCUUAGACUUUUGAAGAAAAAUUAGAUUUAUUUAUUACUUUAUUUAUUUUUUUUAGCACAUUUCAUUUUGUCUUUGAAGCAGUUUCCAUCUGUUUCUUAGAAGACUUACAUCUGCUCUGAGCCAUUGCGGCCGCCUCCUCUAUGGAGUUGAUGAUGAUUUUAGGAGAAGCUGGAAAGUGAUGAGUGCCCAUUCCUGCACUCCAGUCCUGUGAUGCUUUGGGAGGAAUCUUCCCCCUUCUGAGCUGGAUGACCUACCCCAGCAUCCCCUCUGAGGAAGUCUAGGUUGUGAGGAAAUCUGCCCAUUUGCCCCGGGUUGAGUACAGAGGACCUGACUAGCCAGUCAGAGUUGUCCUGUGAUUCCCAAAUAUCAAAGUCUUUUUCUGCAAUGAGGAGUCACCUUCAAGAUGAUUUCUCUGGCUCAUUCCUUCCUUGUGUGGGUGCUUUGCACCAGGCCUCCCCUCCCUGUUGGAGCAGGAAAUGGAAGACCAGGGCUCCUCACAAUAGGUGUGUAGUAGCAUCAGCUACUACAUGGACAAGGAGCGGUACAGCCUGCACCCUCUGUUCCCCUGGGAGCAAAGCCCAAAGUAGGGUGGGAUUAGUGGACUGCCAUAGCAUCCCCGUCCUCUGAGCAGCAUCAUGCCGCCAUUAUUUUAUAUAUGAGUGCAUUUUGUAGAGGAUUACACUGGCCAAAAUUGAUAUACCUUGUAAGAAAUUAGAAAUUAUUUUAGUGACUGUCUAUUUGGGCAGCGAAAAGCCAACUUGCUGUGCAUUAUCCCAUCAGAUAGCUGAGUGACCACUCUUUCAUCACUAAAGCUGAAUCAUGCCUUUGCUAACAUAAUCUUUACAAAAUAAUUUUCUACUGAGCUGUUCUCCAGUCAGCCAAAGCCUUGCUUAUUUUUCUUGCUUAUUAUUAACUUCUGACUGUCUCUUAAAAUGGAGCUGCCAGGCCGUAGCAAGCUCCCUGGAUAAACUUACUGUGUAUUUUUGCUGUGAGAGUCUCUGUACUUAUUUUCUUUGGGAUCUUAGUUCUGUUGCUUCAGGGAAGCCUGAGGGACUUGUUCCCAUAGCCUCUGUGUGCCUCUUACUGUCUGGUCACUUUUGAAGUCCUGGAUAUUGUUAUAUUUCACUCUACACUGGUGUUUCCCUGACAGUCAGGGCUUCUUUGUUCCAUUUGCACAUAUAGCUGAGAGAAGGUAUUUUUUAAAUUCAUUCACUAUUCUCAUAUUAAAUUUCUGAAAUUAUUGUACUGUGGGAACAAAAUAUUAUGUACUGAAGCAAAGGUAAUUACUGAGAAUUUCAUAGCCCAGCAAAUCCUAAGAGGUAGUUAUUUCCUUAGUCUCACCCUGUCCAAGUUUACAGAACCAAACAAUGAAAAGAAAAUCCUUUGUUUUCACCCUCACCCUGUCCUCCAGAGCACAGAUAAAUAUUAACAAACAAUCGAAAGAAAGUACUUCAUCAUAGGAGAGAGCCUAGAAUUCUCUACACAGAGUGGCCGAGUCCUUAAAUUUCUUCAUUUUGUUUGGUUUUGCUACUUUGUUGAGAGAUGGGGCUUCUAGAUAGGAAGACAUGUUUAAAGGGUUAAUUUCCCCCAACAUUUUACAAUGAAAAAUUUUCAGCAAAAAUUUAAAAAGAAAGAUAUAGUAAACAUCCUUAUGUAUACCCCACCACAUGGAUUUAAAAAUUAUAACCUGCUAAUCUUUAGGCAAAGAUGAUUUUACCAUUCUGUUCCUUUUGACAAGUGUCCAGUUAGCCUGUGUUCCCUGCACAGACACCAACUCUCCUAUGCCAGGGAGUUCCUGGAUCUUUGCAGACUUGUUUCAUGCAACAUGAGUUACCCAGGAGGCAGUCUUCAUAAAAGUGUUCCCUGGUCUCCCCCUUUCAGACUCACACUGUAUUGCCCCUCUCCCUCGGUCAUUUCUAAUGUUUUCUUCUCCAGUGUGCCAGCAUUGGAGUGAGGUAGUUGUGAAGCUGCUGUGGAAGGACUUUACUGUAAUCUCUCUUGCUCUAUGAGACAUCCUCAGGACUCUGACAUUAAACCUCAAUCCUCAGACAGUCUAUAGCUUUAUAAUGGAAGUAGGUAGCAACUUGAAAUGAGGCCAUUGUUAUUUUUUUCUUAAUUGACUCAUGCACUUUAAAAAUAUUGUUAUCUGUUACUUAGGAAAUAAAACCUCAGACUUUGAAAAUGUAUAUACCUUCCCCUAUAUUAUAUUUGUGGAAGAAUUAAAUCUGAAAGCUCACUGCCUUAUAUUAAUCAUUGGGAUUAGAUAUUAAUGUAAAAUUUAUAGGAAAUAUCUGAAUUGAUGUGUUUUUGAUGAGCCUUCCCAGUCCCCCUUUGAAAGAAUUAGGUGAAACCCAAAAGUCUGUAUUUUUAUAUUUAUUAUUUAAGACCACUUCUCUGCAAAAGUUUGACCUUUAAUCCCAAAGUAUGUGGUUUAAGAUACAUUGUUGGGUGACCCUAAUAUUUCCCUAAAAGACUUGUUUUAGGGAAAGUGGCCUGAGUGAGACAGUUGUGUACACCUUGAGAACUGCCUUUUUAAAUUGAUAGUAAGGAAUGAAAACAAUAAAAUGAGGGGAACAAAGAAAGCUAUCAAAUAUAUAUCCUAGAAUUUUGCUCAUAUCUGAUUUUUAGUUCUUUUAAAUUUUGUUUUAUUGAUUUGAGAGAGAGAGAGAGAGAGAGAGAGAGAGAGAGAGAGAGAGAGAAACACUGAUGUGAAAGAAAUCUUGAUCGGUUGCCUCUCGCACGUGCCCUGACUGGGGAUUGAACCUGCAACCUGGGUUAUGUGCCCUGAGUAGGAGUUGAACCCACCAUCUUUUUGGUGUAUGGCAUGAUGUUCCAACUGAGUCACACCAGUCAAGGCCUGAUUUUGUUUAGUUCUUAGUUUGUGGUUCAUUAGUUGGAACUGUUCUUUAAGCCAGAAGCCUCACUGGUUCUCACUGUCCUUGUUGUAGAAAUCCCAAACCCACUUUGCUGUCUUUUCCAGCAGGACUGACUUUAGACAUAUUUUUGAGAAGGUCUUCUUUGCUUAGUGUACUCUUGGCCCGAGGCCUUAGUUCAUCUCUGUCUUCUCUGGGACUUACAAGUCAAGUGCCAUGAAAAAAGAUGGUAGGUUUAGAAAGAAGCCAGGCGGACUUCCAGCUGUGCCACUGUGGCCCCAGUUAGUUUUGAUUCUGGCUAAGGGAUGAAAUAGGUUAAUUUUGACCAACACCAUAGGAGAGUCUCAAGCCAUAAGAGUAUGUCUCAAGCCACACUCCUUGUGAGGUGUAGGAAUCAGAUCUUCUUUAACCUGGGUGGGCUAAGGACACAUAGUAGUAAAUGGAACAGACCAACGGAACCUGCAGCUAGAGCUUCCCUUUAGAUUUUCUCCUGCGUCUGAAAGAUCCACAUGGACCUGUAGCUAGUCUCUUCCCACCUGGCUCCAAGUGCAGAACUCCUGAAGCUGCUGGAAAGGGCAGAGCAUCAUCCCGGGCAUCUCAGUGGUUGGAAAGAGUUGGAAAGUGAGUUUCAGUCUGAAGGAAGGUGGUUUCUGUUGUUGUGAGGGGAGCUUGUUAAGGGAUUUAUGGUCUUUAGAGAGCAAGUCAUUCUGUUCAUUGUGUUUGUGCUCAGGGAGCUGUGAUGCAUGAUUCUUUGGGGAGGAAGUAGGAAAUGGGUGUCUAAAUCCAGUCACAAGCCGGCGCUUUCCAGCAGUCAGUGCAGUGUGUGGUGAGUGUCCACAUGGCCAAAGUCCCAGUCUUCACGCACAUGGGAUCCUAUCCCUGGCCCACAUUUCCACACAGCUGAGAGACAGAAAGGGACGAGCCCCUUCCGUUUCAUUCUGAUGUCCUGGGUAUUUCUGGUAUUGUUUAGCACUGCCAGCAUGGUAGCCACGGCCUCAGUUUAGCCAGUUAACCAGAAUUAAAUAAUAGGGAUCAUAGAGUUGAGUAGAUAAAGCAAUCAGUCAGGGUUCGAAGUAGAGCUUUGAGCCAGAGGCCUCCCUGGAAGGAGGGAUUGUGACUCGUGGUCCCAUAUUUGGACAGCUGGGUGACUGUGCAACCAGAACUCUUGUUAACCUCACCAAGUGCGUGAAGAGGAUGUGACAGUGCUGUACUGAUGAGGACGACAAAGUAGUUGAGUUGGCUAAUAAGUGGAGCGAGCCCUCCAUCUGUGGGAACUAUUCUCUUUCUGGCUCUAAGUGUAAUAUCAGUGGAGUGUUCUUAGAGUCUGGCCUCAGGGCCCACUGAAGGAGCCAAGUCUCCUGUGGGCAGUAACUCUGGUAUUCUGCAAAGGAGAACCCUGGGAGCUAGUUCCUGGCGUCUUCUUGGAAUAGGGGAGGCCCUUGGGUAAGAACUGCCUUGGCUCUCUUGGUGCCUGGUUAUGGUCAGUGUCGCCCCUUCGCUCUGUCUAACCAGUCCAGCCCCUGUGGACACUUCUCUGACAUCUAUCCAGUUAUUUACGUAAUGAGCUUAGGGCAAGAUUUGGGACUCAAAGGCUGAGAAACACUUUGCUGUGGGGCCAGAUUUCAGAAAUCACUGCUGCUCCCUCUGGAGCACUGCAUUGUCCCUGCCUGAACCAGGAAGGCCCCUCCUGUUGGAAUCUCUCCUCACCAAGCUAAGGAACCCCAAUUAAUUGCCUAAAGCCUUGAGUGUGGGAUUCAUUUACAAAUAGUCAUUCCCUCAAAAACUAAGUCCAAAAGCAAGACUCUUCAUUAGAGUCCUGGUACUGCUUUGAGCUUGGUUUCUGUUCCAUGUGCUUUGAUUUCUCAUAGGCCCCAGGCAUGUGGAUGAAUUUCAUGGCUCUUCACUCUCAGCGACGAGGAAAAGGUGCCCAGCAAUCUAGAGAUACAGACUUUCUAGAUUAAAUUCCAGUUGCAUGUCACUUGAAGCAGGUAGUUUGGGCUUGUCCAGGGGUAAAAUAUUAUAUGUGAAAUCUUUUCAGGGACAAAGUAUAUUUUCUAGAAGUUCUGAUAUAGGGUCAGGAACAAUUCUAAAGUUUUGGCUUGAACUAUUACAGUACAUAGGGUUACGGAGGAGCUCGUCACUGGCAUCGCUUUAAGGAGCUCUUCUCCUGAACUCUCAUCCUCACUUAGGGUUCACCUGCCUUGCCUGUGAUGUUCCUUGUGAUUGGUUGUUACUGUUGCUUUUUAGGUUCAGGCAAGCGUCAUCUGGAAUACAUUAUCUUAAUUCCUUCUCUUAUGUCUUAAACAGUACAUUUAAUUAGGAAAUCACAUAUUAAAAACUCUACUAACAUCCCUUUCUGAGAUGAUUGUCCCAUUUUUGUUCGUUUGUUUAAUCAAGCUGAAUUAUUUCCACUUAGCCUUGUUCAAGAGCAAGUCCAAGCCUAUAACCCAUGACUGGUGUACCCAUCCAUGCUCCCUUCAUAUGGGAAGUGUUUUGAAAUUCCCAGGAGAAAGCUGCUUUGUAAUCAGAGUGAUGGGUUAUAAGAAAGCCAGGCUUUGGAUGAGGGUAAUUGGAAUUGAGGGAGGUGCUUGAAGAUUUCCUAAACCACAUUGUGCCAUUUUGCUCAUUUCUGAAAGGCCUGCUGUGGUGCCACACACUGAGCUCUGUCCGUUGAUGGAAAGAUGAUCACGCUUUCUUGGUAAAUAUUUAGCAAUUGGCAACCACAAAGGUAUUCUCUCCUUAUUCUAUAUCAUGUGCUGAUUCUGACAUUACAAAGAGGGGUCUGAAAGGGGAACAGCCUUUUAUUUAAAAUACAAAAGUAUCUCAUUGCAAUUGGUUUUACGUGUUCUCUAUCCUGAGAAAUGCUGUCACCCCCUCCUAUGAUUUCUAAGUUGAGAGCUCUGUACCAAAUUGUUAUUUAAUUAUGUCCUCUGAGUGGUUUUUCCUUUAAAAUGCCAUAUUUACCACCCUGUGCCACUGAAUGUGUUGCUGUGACACACAAAUGAUCCUGAGCUACGGUUCUCUAAGUACUCAGUCCUGUGUUUUUAUAUUAUGUAACAGUUUUGUGAUGCUUUUGUGCAUUCUUUGUCUUCUCUUCCGAGUUUUGAAAUCUGUCAUAAAUAAACUUUUUCACUAUGCACCUGAAA